Homalodisca vitripennis (glassy-winged sharpshooter) is the source of this 1583-nucleotide messenger RNA. RefSeq names its product putative inorganic phosphate cotransporter. Lineage: Eukaryota; Metazoa; Arthropoda; Insecta; Hemiptera; Cicadellidae. Gene Ontology annotation, biological process: monoatomic anion transport; transmembrane transport. Gene Ontology annotation, molecular function: transmembrane transporter activity. Bases 27 to 1493 code for a protein of 488 amino acids. The record is from RefSeq and is a predicted model, not a curated record. Gene Ontology annotation, cellular component: plasma membrane. The transcript is spliced from 9 exons.
UGUAUUAUAAUAGCCAUAGUGCAGCCAUGAAGAACUCUGGUGUACAGCUCGAGAAUCAGCCAAAUUGUGUACCUCAGCUGGCUAGACCUCCUGGGUUUGGCGUGCGUCACUUUCAGUCGAUCAUGUGUUUCACAUGUCUGGUGUUCGCAUACGGCCUGAGGGUGAAUCUGUCAGUGGCAAUCGUGGCUAUGACUGAUAAGAAGACAGCAGAUUCUGGCAUAAAGGUUCUGCCUUGGGAUAUUGCCCAGAAAGGUGUCAUCCUCAGCUCCAUGUUCUGGGGCUAUGUUAUACUACAGAUACCCGCGGGGCACAUGUCUCGAAUCAUCGGGUCGAAAACUAUGAUAUUUUGGUCGAUGGUGUUUUGCUCCAUCGUCACCAUUUUUACACCAUUUAUAUCACUCAACUACGACUGGUUGGUGUUCUGCUUCAGUAGAUUCCUUCAAGGCCUUGGCCAGGGCUUUUUAUUUCCCUGUCUCAACACACACAUUUCGAAGUGGGCCACUCCCCAGGAGCGCAACAGAGUGGUCGGAUUUGUUUACGUAGGAGGCCAAGUAGGUGCGACCCUGACCAUGUUCGUGGCCGGGUACCUGGCAGCAAGUUCCUGGAGAUGGCCCAGUAUCUUCUACGUGACCGGAAGCUGUGGACUCCUCUGGGCUCUGAUGUGGCUGUACGUGGGUGCCGACGAUCCGGACUCUCACUCCACAAUCAGUGAUGGCGAGAGGGCUUACAUCAAGUCUUCCCUCGUCAAUUCCUCCGACCAGAGCAAGAAAAUGAAGACGCCAUGGAGGCAGAUCAUGACAUCGGUUCCAGUCCUGGCUCUCCUGGCCUCCAGCUUCGGCCAACUCUGGAGCUACUGGACUCUGGUCACCAUGCUUCCUCUCUACUUUGGGCACGUCCUCGGCUUCGACAUCAAAAAUAACGGUCUGAUAUCUUCUCUACCUUUUUUUAUGAAGACUUUAUUGACUAUCGUCUUCUGCUGCGCGGCAGACUUUGUCAUUUCAAGAGAGUUUUUGUCAGUUUGGACCUCUCAGAGGAUUUGGAACUCCAUAGCUCUCUGGGGAGGAGCUGCCACUCUGAUGGGACUUCCUUUCGUCCACAGUAACGCCGGCGCUGUGGUUCUUCUGGUCUCCUCUUUGGGCUGUGGUGCGGGUAUCUACCCUGGGUAUGUUAGCAACCAUCUGGACCUCGCGCCCAACUUUGCUGGUCUGCUCCUGGGUAUCACUAACGGCCUCGGUAACAUCAGCUCUAUUCUGGCUCCUCUGGUUGCAGGAUUUGUCGUCACUGAUGAGACAAGUAAAGAACAGUGGAUGGUUAUAUUCUACAUCUGUGCAGCCACGUUUUUCUUCGGCAAUUUGGCAUUCUUAAUGUUUGGCUCCGCAGAGGUUCAACCAUGGAACAAUACAUUGGAAGAAAUCGACAAAUCACCAGAUGAGGAGAAUUUAUCAACUCAAGAUGACGAUAUCAGAGACAGAAGACUUGCAAAAGUCAUGUGACUUUACUUCAAUCUGAGAUUUUAUUUUGUUGAUUUAUGGACUUUAUUGUUAAUUUUUCUACUUAUAGGUGUUAUUGUUUACAAAUAACAA